AACUUCGUUAAAGUCAGGAUUUACCAUGUUUACUGUAACAGUGAAAUCAAUAUUAACACACCUGAUCGAAUUUACCUUCCUAGUUAGUGAACCUGAUUCAGGCGAGAUUGCAAAGUAAUGAAACAAUGACAGAAUAGCUUUAAUCUCUUGGACAACAGAAAAGAUGUAAUACACACUCUUGUGGGAGGAUCAGACUACUUAUAUAGGUUGUUUGAUAACAUAAAACAAUAAUGGCUUAUGCAGAAGUUGUGUCAGAACCAUUGUUAGUGGCCGCCAUUGAUUUCGGUACCACCUUUUCUGGAUACGCCUUCCAGACUCGAGAAGACUUCAAGGAGGAUCCACUGAUGAAUCAAGGAUUCAGUUGGACCACUGGGUCAAAUGCUGGACUAUCACUUAAAACUCCAACAUGUGUUUUGUUUGAUCCCGCUCAGAAUUUUUAUUCAUUUGGAAUCGAGGCUGAAGACAAAUACACAGAGCUUGCACAAGAAGAGGACCACGCAAACUGGUACUACUUCCGUCGAUUUAAAAUGAACUUAUACAAAUGCCAGGAAAUUCCACGUGACUUGAUGUUAGAAGAUGACAAAGGUAAACUUCUCCCAGCAAUGAAAGUGAUAUCGGAAAGUAUCAAAUUUAUGAGGGAACAUUUAAUGAGGACCCUUAGUAAGAAAGGACAGGAUGUGAUAAGACCUACCGAGAUUAACUGGGUCCUUACUGUCCCUGCCAUAUGGAGCGACGCUGCUAAACAAUUUAUGAGAGAGGCAGCUGUUAAGGGAGGCAUUCCUGACCGCAGUAUCAUCUUGGCGUUAGAACCGGAAGCUGCAUCCAUCUACUGUAAAUACCUACCUGUCGACAGAACACUUUCUAGUGGUGGAAGAUCUACCCUCGAUGCGUUUGCUCCGGGGACACAGUAUCUUUUACUGGAUGCAGGAGGUGGAACAGUUGAUAUAACUGUACAGGAAAUAAAAGACGAUGGCGACAUCAAACAAAUCUACAUGGCCAAUGGUGGAGAUUGGGGCGGAACUAAAGUCGACGAGGCAUUUGACGAAUUCCUGACGGAUAUUGUUGGAUCAGAUACGGUCGACAAGUUCCGGAAGGAUGACAAGGUCGAUUAUCUAGGUCUGUGUAGGGAAUUUGAAGUGAAAAAGCGAAGUAUUCGCCCUGACAGCACAGCUAAAAUUACAAUUAGAAUUCCAUUAAGUUUAAGUGAAAGAUUUCAAGAAGUAAAAGGAGUUUCACUGAAAAGUUCCUUUAAAUCAAACAAAUCAAUGUCAUGGGUAGGUGAUAAAUUACGUGUUGAUCCUGACACUGCUAAAAAGUUCUUUGAAGAACCAUGCAAACGCAUUGUUGACCAUCUGAAGGAUUUAUUCCAGAAAGGAGCAGUUGUCGACACGGACAUCAUUUUGAUGGUAGGUGGUUUUUCUGAAUCACAAAUGCUGCAGGAAGCAAUAAAAUCGGCAUUUCAAAGCAAAACUGUAAUAAUACCAGAAGAUGCAGGUCUUGCUGUGCUCAAAGGUGCAGUUCAGUUCGGAUUUAAGCCUAAGGUUAUAGUUCAAAGACUCAGUCGAUACACUCAUGGAACCAGUACAAAUAUGCAGUUCCGUCCACAUACAGACCCAGAAGAUAAGAAACAUAUCAUUAAUGAUAAGAUGUAUUGCCAUGAUAGAUUUGGAAAGCAUGUCGCGCGUGGAGAGCCGGUGCAAUUAGGGGAGGUAAUCAAUAAAAAAACAUACAACCCACUUAUUGGCCAAAGUAAAAUAGAAAUUCCUAUCUUCUCGUCUGGUUCUGAAGACCCACAAUACGUCGACGGAAAAGAUUGCAUUUACGCUGGGAAAUUUGAGGUAGAUUUGUCGGAUGUACGUGGUCCUGAUCGCGAAGUCGAGAUCCGGAUGAUAGUUAGUGGACCUGAGGUUAUUGCUGAAGCAAUCAUAAAAUCGACAGGUCAAAAAAUUAAAGCAAAUUUCAACUGCUUGUAAAUCUAAGUGAAUCUUUUUCGCAUCCAAGUUAUAUCAAAGAUCGAGUACCAGCAUAUACAGUGCCAUAUUAAUUGUAAAGAUCGUUUUUGAAACAGUUUCAUUGUGCAUGUUAAGUACAGUAUACUAGUAUAUUAUUUAUAGGUUAGUGUGUGUUAAACCUGCUACAUGAUACUACACGUUAAUUGUAUAUAUUUCAUUAGUAUAAAUUAAUGAUUAUAACUAUAGUUUUAGAUUUAUAACUUUUUAAAGGGCUCUUAAAAUGUUUCUAACUGU
Messenger RNA from Mytilus trossulus (common blue mussel), 2246 nucleotides. Its product is annotated as heat shock 70 kDa protein 12A-like. The coding region runs from base 231 to 1973 and encodes 580 amino acids. The record is from RefSeq and is a predicted model, not a curated record. NCBI's taxonomy places the organism in Eukaryota, Metazoa, Mollusca, Bivalvia, Mytilida, Mytilidae. Gene Ontology annotation, molecular function: ATP-dependent protein folding chaperone; ATP binding. The transcript is spliced from 5 exons.